This is a messenger RNA of Pocillopora damicornis (cauliflower coral), 3299 nucleotides long. Its product is annotated as putative ammonium transporter 1. Gene Ontology annotation, biological process: ammonium homeostasis; ammonium transmembrane transport. The record is from RefSeq and is a predicted model, not a curated record. Gene Ontology annotation, molecular function: ammonium channel activity. Gene Ontology annotation, cellular component: plasma membrane. Lineage: Eukaryota; Metazoa; Cnidaria; Anthozoa; Scleractinia; Pocilloporidae.
AUUCUUCGGACUUUGGUUUUUUUGUUCCCAAGGACCUCAAGAGUCAAAGUCUAGCGAGGGAAAGACCAAUCACAAGAAGAAGAACAUCCUUAAAUCACGUGGACUGACAAAGAAAAACAAUUUGCGACUCCCUUAGCCAUGAAGUGUAUAAAAGGCAGUGAGAAUUUCAGACUUUCCUUCUCUCUUUCUCGUCUCCGUAACUGAAUUACGUAAUAAAGCAAGCUUCCUGGCUCAUCGGUUUUUGGCGGGUAUUUCGUUAGGUAUAGUGAGGUAUAACUAGUCAAGGUGAAAAUUGACAUCAAAAUGUCCAACUUAACUGCCCAAGAGCUUGAUGUUAUGUUGAAAACACUGCGCGGAAACAUUGACCAACUGUUUCUGAUUGUCAUGGGAAUUCUUGUCUUUCUUAUGCAGGCAGGAUUUGCUUUUCUUGAAGUCGGUGCAGUAAGAUCGAAGAACACAACAAACAUCCUGCUCAAGAAUUUCUUGGACGCGUUUAUUGGUGCAGUGGCUUACUGGUUGUUUGGCUACGCCUUUGGGUUUGGAGAAAAAGGCAAUGGCUUCAUUGGAUACAGCUAUUUCGCGCUGGCAGAUUUACCAGCUGAAAAAUUCUCCCAUUGGUUUUUUCAUUACGUUUUUGCGGCUUCGACAGCAACGAUUGUCAGCGGUUCUUUAGCAGAGAGAACUGAGUUUAAGGCUUAUCUGAUGUACUCUGUGUUUUUGACAGGUUUUUUGUAUCCAGUAGUAAGUCACUGGGCUUGGGAUGUAAAUGGUUGGCUGUUCAUUGGUGCGGAGUACACGAAAGACAAUGUUACAAGAACUGUUACAUUCCAGGACUUUGCUGGAAGUGGAGCUGUUCACACUGUUAGUGGCUUAGUUGCCUUGGUCGGGGCAGCCAUUGUUGGACCAAGAAUCGGAAGAUUUGUCAAUGGUGUCCCUAUGCCACUGAAAGGCCAUACUGUUCCUAAAGCAGCUUUGGGAGGAUUCAUCCUGUUCUUUGGUUUCCUGGCAUUCAAUGGCGGCUCUAAUGCAGCCAUUGCUGGUGAGGGCGCUGCCAAUGAUGUGUCACUGGUAAUUGUCAACACUGUCAUUGGAGGAGCUGCAGGUGCACUGACUUCCUUGAUCAUCAAACGUCUGGGCUUUGCAGAAAAACACUGGAGUCUGUUAUUCACCAUGAACGGUGGAUUUACUGGAAUGGUUUCCCAGUGUUCAGGCUGUAAUACCUUUCAUCCUUAUGCUGCUUUUGUCAUUGGCAUUAUCGGAGGAAUAACUUACGUUGCUUGGAGUAUUGCUAUGCUGCGUUUUCAGAUUGACGAUCCCUUGGAUGCUGUGGCUGUUCAUCUUGGCGGUGGUAUUUGGGGUGUGCUAGCAGCCCCCAUCUUUAACAUGAAAACUGGCAUCUUUUAUGCCAGGGACAACCAUUCAUUCCGUUUGUUUGGCUGGAACGUGCUGGGUUUAGUUGUCAUCAUGGCCUGGUGCGCAGUUCUGGCUUUCUCAUUUUUCUUUCUUUUGAAACUUCUCGGACAGCUUCGUGUAAGCAAAGAAGUCGAGAUAAAAGGACUUGACAUUCCUAAACACGGUGAGCCUGCCUACCCAGUGGAAAGUUACGGGAACGGCUGGGAAAUACCGUCAGAAGAAAGAAAGAUUCCCUUCCCAUUUUAUCAAACCUCCAUUACUACUUUCGUUAACGUCAUUCCUACCAAGAAUGGUACAUAUAAAGAGCCUGCUAUGCAGCAUGGUCAACCAGGACAAGCCAUAUACCAGAACGAACAGCCCAAAGUAAAUCAUUCCCAGAUUCCUCUCGACCUGCCAGACAAGGAUACCUCCCUAGAAAAUCCCGGUCGUAAACCAAGUGUAGAGGCCACCGACGAACACACUUACGGGAACAUGGAUACAGCCUUUAAAAUAUUACCAACGGAGAAAAUACAUUGAAUGCUUACGCAGCUUUAAAUUUCAGUUGAUUUUCGCAAAAUUGCAACUGAAAAAAAAAAAAUGAGCCUGCAAUUAUUUAAGGGCAAGCAUUUACAAGUAUCUUGCCAAGCACCAAUAAUGAUCUUUUAAAUGAGAAAGCAUCCAGGCUGCUCAGCGCUAUUCAAAAUGGCAGCUUUCGAGGUUGAAACUUUAGCUCAUUUAAGGAAUUUUUUGAAAGGAUAGUAUACUCUUUUGUAUCUAAAAAGGCAACCAGAACCAUAUGUAAUCACUUUAAAGGCAGAGACAAAAGUCACGUGGUUUCUGGAGCAUACAGUAGUCUAGACGGUUAACUUCGUAUUGGCAGUUAUUUUUUAAACGCUUAUUUAUGUACAAAAUUGCUCUUUCGUCCAACUUAUCUUUCGUCUAGAUGAUCAUCUUACAGUGUAAAAAUAAGAAAAUUAUUAUAAUUGCAUCAAGAAGACACUAUGCGCCGGCCGCUGGCACAAGUUGAACUCUCAACUGAAGAGAUCGAGUCGAAUGUAAAGUAUCUACCAGCAAUUUAUUUGUGUAUUUUGUAAUUUCUGCUCAGUUCCAUUAGAAAGCUAAAACAAUUAAUAGUUUUUUGUAAGUAUGUAGUUAAUGAAAAAAUAGUGUAAAUUAUCACAAAUUUUAAGGAUAGACAUUUUACAUGUUAAAUAGAGCAUUUAAUUAAUGGUCCAAAAGCAUAUGUGUAAUUGCGUAGUUGUGGUAUUAGUAUAAGUUCUUUAGUGACAAAGGGCCACAGAUUUGUCACUGCUUUUUGUUUUUUACGUCUGCGUUUCAUCGUUUUGAAAAAAAGUUUUAUUUUCACUUUUAAUUUGAAUUACUGGCUGUGUCACUAAUUGGAAAAUAUCUUUCACAUUUAAAAAUUUUUUUGAUAACCUAGAUCAGGUAGGGAUCCGUUAUCGACUGAGGCUUGGGUAAAUAUUAUACUUACCUUCCCUUUUUCUUGUUUGAUACUUUUUUAGAAGUUCGCUGACUCGGUUAUUGCGGCCUCUCCGGGCAACGAUCAUUAAACAGUGAGGGCCGUGUUUUCAAGACUUCCAUUUUUACAGAAACGAAAGGCCUCUUUGACAUAAAAACAUUUCAUUGUUCUUUGAAUUACAGAACAUCUACGAUGUAGUAGUAAGCACUUUCUUAUCCAAUUUUCCCUUUCACUGUGUUAUUUUCCCUUGUUUAAUCAACAAUACCAUUUUAUUUGUAUAAUAACGACAUUUCUAGCGUGACAUCAGCCAAAACGUUUUUAAUGAAGAAAAAAUUCUCAUUCAUAUUGAUUUUACCAACAUGAACAAAAUGUUCAGCAGCCUUCUGAGUUUCUAGUCGAAAUGUAAAAAAUGAAUUUACAAAACGAA